UUUUUACACCGUAAAUUACCCGUUUAUUAGUAAUUACCGUUAGUCUGACCAGUAGAUGGUUUGAACGGCGUCACGACUCAAGCAGUCACCUGGAUCUCUGAUUGGCUCAGAGCGCUGAUCCGGGUACUGCGCUAGAAGGAGCCCAUUAGCUAAAGGUACCAAUAUGGCGGAGGCUUCCCUAGGGAGUUCAAGUCCAGUUGGCUCUUUAUCAUCAGAGGACCAUGACUUUGAUCCAACAGCAGAAAUGUUAGUUCAUGAGUAUGAUGAUGAGAGGACUCUGGAGGAGGAAGAAUCUCUGGAAGGCGGAACAAAUUUCAGAUCUGAAAUUGCAGAUCUGGAAAAGGAAGGGAACAUGCCUUUAGAGGAACUGUUGGCCAUUUAUCGCUAUGAGGCCUCAGCAGGCUCCAGUAUAGACAGCUCCUCUGGAGACCUGACUGAUGAGCUCCCCGACAUGACUUUGGAUAAGGAGGAAAUAGCUAAAGACCUUCUGUCUGGAGAUUAUGAGGAGGAGACCCAGUCCUCAGCUGAUGAUCUGACUCCUUCAGUUACCUCCCACGAGGCCACUGAUUUCUUCCCAAGAACACUUAGAUCAAACGCUAUUUCUGACGGUGAUAAAGAGUCAGAGUGUGAUGAAGACGGCCCAAGCCCAGAGGACUCGAGAAAGGAAAUAAUGGUGGGAUUGGAAUACCAAGCAGAAGUUCCUUCUUGCCUCUGUCACUACAAAGAUGAGGAGAAAGCAUAUGAAGAUGAAGAUGAGUUACUGUGGAGUCCAGGUGUAUUAUCAGAAAACAAGGUUAGAAGUUUCCUGUGUGAAGUAUUGUCACGGACGACAGAUGAAAAGACGGGGUGUGACAAACCAGGAAUGCAUGUGCGAGACAAUGAGCAGGCUUUACGUGAGCUUGUAAAAUGCAACUACAACACCCGCGAAGCACUAGAAAGAUAUUGCAACCAUGUAAAGUCCUCAAAAGAAAAAUCACCUCCAUGGUCUGAAGAGGAAUGCAAGAACUUUGAACAUGCUCUUCAGAUGUAUGACAAGAACUUUCACCUCAUUCAGAAACACAAAGUCACAACAAGAACAGUAGCAGAAUGUGUGGCAUUUUAUUACAUGUGGAAAAAGUCAGAGCGCUUUGACUUCUUUGUGCAGCAGAAUCGGUUCGGGAAGAAAAAGUUCAGCAACUAUCCUGGAGUAACUGACCUGAUGGACAGGCUGGUGGAUGAAGCGGAGGGGUUAGCUGUGGACAGUUCCUCCUCCGUGUGUUCAGGUGCUGGUGGCGGUGGAAGGCUGGAAACAACCACAGAACAGCAGCUUAGUCUGCUCAACUCCAUCACUGCCAGUGACCUCACGGCUUUGAGCAACACUGUAGCCACAGUAUGCAGUCCUGCAGAGGUUAGCUGCCUGGACUCCUACAGCUUUCCUCCACUGGACAGUCUCCAUCGAGGUUCCCUGAACCACGAGGAAUCCCUUGGGUUCCCUGCUAAUGGUGCAGAACCUGACUGCCUCAAUAUGCUUGAGGCUGGCUUCUACCACUCAGAUCUGGGCCAGCUGGGAGGCGUGUGCGUCAACAAGGACUGUGAGCGGCCCUCCAAGAGACUCAAGAUGGCGCUGCCUGACUCCUUUAUCAAUGACGUAUCCGUGGGUAACCUCGGAGUGGACUUUGAUGCACGACGGACGACGACGCAUCACCACCGAAUCACCGGCGCCAAAAUGGCAGUAUCUGUCACAGACUUUGGGAGCUUGGCUGGGAGCGGUGAGCCCAACGGGUUUCUGGGAGCACAUGCACGGCACCACACACAGCACACUGCAGCACUUCAGUCAGAGUGAUCUUCCUCAUCUUCUUCCCUGUUCUUCCCUUUUAAGAUCCCUUUUUUUCCUGCUUGUACAUAAGACUGACCUCACUGGAAAAUUCAAUUUGUUUAAAUUCUAUUAUAUAUAUAUAUAUAUCUAUAUAUAUGUAUAUGACUAUACUUUUUGUUUUCAUUUUUUGUGUAAUAUGACAUCAGUGAUGUCUAUCAUAUAGAACUAAAAUCUUGAUUUCUCUCAAGAGUUUAUAUAGCCAUUUAUUUUAUUUUUGUUUUGCGGUCUUGAGAUGUGUAACGUCCAUGUACAGCAGGGCCCAGGGGCUGCAGUAGGAGAGAUGUGUCUCUUCCUCCUUCACAUCUACACCCACCAUCUUCAGAGCUUCAGUACCAUUAUCCUGCCAUUCUUCUAGCUGCCAAAAAUUUAGUUUCCCCAGCUCUGGUGUUAGCAUUUAGUUGCCUGUAUUUGUUGUUUAAGGUGGUACUAUUUUUUUUCUUCUUUUUUUUGUUUACAGGUACUUUCCAGUAACCCAACUUGUGCAAAUGGUUUUUAUAUGAUUUGAAUCUACCUGGGUACAUAACUGUACGAAGAGCAACACUAGCAUGGAGAUUAGCUUGGAAACCAGGAAGUGUCGUGGCUUAAGCUGCUAAGGCCAUCUUGUUUGGGUUUCUUCUCUUUAUGUUCUCUUGUGCUUUGUAGUCUGUCUGCUUAUUUACCUUUGUUCAAAGUGGCCAAUAUUGGAGGUUUUUUUUUUCCUUUUCUUUUAAUAAUGCCCAUGUAGUCAAACCCAAAUGAAUGGCCUUGUUUUUUUU
Molecule: messenger RNA, 2610 nt
Organism: Pelmatolapia mariae (spotted tilapia)
Lineage: Eukaryota; Metazoa; Chordata; Actinopteri; Cichliformes; Cichlidae
Gene: mier3b
Product: mesoderm induction early response 1, family member 3 b
Exons: 13
Coding region: 164-1822 (552 amino acids)
Biological process (GO): negative regulation of transcription by RNA polymerase II
Cellular component (GO): nucleoplasm
Molecular function (GO): histone deacetylase binding; transcription corepressor activity
Source: RefSeq, a predicted model, not a curated record